AGCGAUCGCGCGAUUGCUGGAUAUUCCCACCUCCUGCAGCCAUGGACACCGACUUUGCAGGGGAGUACCGGUCACUUGCGGACCCUGGACACCUAGCCGAUGUGGAAUCAGAUCCAAAAAAGGCCGGAGAGGCGCAACGUUUCAAGAAGAUACUGAAAGCCAAUACCUCCACCUUCAAAGACAAGGUGGAACGCGAAAAAAUGAGUCGCGCUUUACGAGCGAAGAAGGAGCGUGAACAACUGCGGGCUUUGCGCGGUGGCAAGGGACACACCUUUCUGUACUCAUUGACCAGUGCCCAUUCACAUCGUCUGGAAGCUGUGGUCUUCCGAAACUUUAUCGGCCUUUUCAUCCUCACCAACGUAGUUUGUUUCAUCAUUGAGACUGACAAGUCCACCGAGCAGAGAUACAGACCUUUCUUUGACAAUCUUGAAGCAGUGUCCUCUUGUCUAUUUCUGGUGGAGUAUCUUAUGCGGCUGCUGACAGUUCAUGAAAACAAGCGCUACAUGGAACUGUCUCGCUGUCAAGCACGCUGGAAGAUGCUAUGUUCUUUUCCAUCCUUGAUCGACCUGGUUUCUUUUCUGCCAUGGUUUAUAGAAAGAUUGCUGCCGUACAAGCUGCCAAACCUCCAGUUUGUGCGAGUCAUUCGCCUAUUCCGCUUGUUCAAGUCCAACUCAGUGAUGGGUUCUGUUGACGUCAUUGCACGUGUCUUGUUCUUCAACAGAGAAAUUCUGUGUGUUGCAUUCAUGAUCGACCUGAUCUUGAUAUUGCUCAUGUCCACCGUCCUCUACUACAUGGCGCCUCCACCAGACACCCCUGGACUUGAAGAUGAUUUUGAAUCCAUUCCUGCAACCAUGUACUUGUCAGUGAUGAUGCUCACUGGACAAGGUCAACCUAAUGGACAGUUGCCAUGGUACACCAAAGUGAUCGUGGUUGUCACCGCAGUACUGGCGACUGCGCAAUUUGCCAUUCCUGCCUCCAUGUUGACUUGGGGCUUUGAGCAGGAAGCUGAGAGACGUCUACAUAAGAAUCAUCAGGUGCAAAUCAAACAGAAGGAGCGCAUCUUGAAAGGGGACACGCAGUGGGAUGUCGAGGACAUCAGUAGUAGUUCCACAAGUGAAAGUGAUGUGGGUCAUGAAUGGGCUGAGUACGAGGCAGUUGUUGUCGGCAGCGACAGUGAUACUGAAGAAGAUAACAUCGAGUCCGCAGCCCAUUUGACCUCCCUAACAGCUUCUGAAGCUGCACGGAUUGCCAAAGUUUUCUCUAUCUUGGAUGCUGACGACAGUGGAAUGCUUCAGACUAGUGAGAUUUGCAGAAUAGCAUCCGGCCACUCAGCUCAGAGUGGGCAGAUUGAUUGUCAGAAUUUGGUGGAAGUCCUUGAUGAUGACAAUGAUGGGAAGACAACAUCUGAAGAGUUCUUGCAGUGGCUGACUGGAAUCAAGGCCAAAAAUGUGCACGUCUUUCACAUGAUUAUGAAAGAUUUGGAGAACCUGAAAAUGACCAAAGGAGCUGAAUCAACUUUGACCUCAGGGAACCUGAUGAAAUUCGCGCAGCGCUUCCAGGAAUUGAAUGAUGAGGUCAGAAGGCUGAAAGAUGAGCUCGCAUCGAAAGAGGCAGAGAUUUCCCUCCUGAAAAGAGAUCGCCCAGCCGCAUGAGCCGCAUGAGCCGCAUGAGCCGCAUGAAACUUUUCAUCGCCAUCGUGCUCGCACGAUCAAUAUCCGGCAAUCUUAGGUAAACGCUUUGCAUUGAAGGGAAAAGGUGCGCGAUCGUGUUUGCACCAACUGUGUAUCAGCAGAGCAAUCAGUGUUUGAUAAGUCUGCAGCAAGAUGGGGCUAAGACGCCUGCUGUUGCCCAGGCGCGCGAUUGGCUGAGAAGGUCAUGAGAUGUCAUGAGGAUGAAUGAGCAAUUUGAAAAGAGUGUUGCUAUGACAGGGGAUGUUGCUGAAAGCCAG
Messenger RNA from Cladocopium goreaui, 1948 nucleotides. The record is from the annotation of a GenBank genome assembly. Lineage: Eukaryota; Dinophyceae; Suessiales; Symbiodiniaceae.